Molecule: messenger RNA, 351 nt
Organism: Gongylonema pulchrum
Lineage: Eukaryota; Metazoa; Nematoda; Chromadorea; Rhabditida; Gongylonematidae
Source: the annotation of a GenBank genome assembly
AUGGUAGUUGUACUAGUGAUAAGACGUGAGGAUAAGGUACUUUGGAAGGCCUUAACAUUAAAUGGAACUAGGAAUAGUACGAAUCAAGCAACCAAGUACGGGAUUAAAUCGCACAACGUGCGAAUCGAAUUCGAAGCAGUCGCCGAAAGUGAUACGGUAACGCGACAAAAUACGGUGGCGGAACAUGGUGCAGACGCUGCAGCUCAUGUGGUGGUACAGUAUGACGAGGUAGUCGGACACAACGUGAGAAAUGGAACUGAUACGAUAAGUGCUGCCGUAAACGGACUUAACACGGUAACAGAACACGGCAAAGCGGCUGGACAGCAAGCUGUGAUCGGGCGUGAUAUGGCA